GGAGCCGCGAGCGGCCGGGCGCCAUUUCGGGAGCAGCUGCGGAGCCAUAGACGGGGCCAGACCGGCACCGGGAUCGACUCACGGCCGCGCCGCCCCUCGCCGCCCGCUCCCCGGGGCUGCCUGAGCGCCGCCGUCCAUUUAAUAUUCAGACGCCUGGAGAAGGUGCUCAAGUCCUCGGGCCCGUUCCCCACCGCCAGGGUAAUAACGCCGGAGCCGCUGCUGCCGGACCUCGGGCCCCUAGCGAGGAUCGCACUGCCCGCGGCGCAGGUGUCCUGAAAAAUGGCUGAUGAUAUUGAUAUUGAAGCAAUGCUUGAAGCUCCUUACAAGAAGGAUGAGAACAAAUUGAGCAGUGCCAAUGGCCAUGAAGAACGCAGCAAGAAGAGAAAAAAGAGCAAGAGUCGAAGUCGAAGCCAUGACAGAAAGAGGAGCAGAAGUAAGGAACGCAAACGGAGCCGAGAUCGGGAACGGAAAAAGAGCAGAAGCCGGGAAAGGAAACGGAGCAGAAGCAAAGAACGCAGACGCAGCCGGUCUAGGAGCAGAGACCGCAGAUUCAGAGGCCGCUACAGAAGUCCCUAUUCUGGUCCAAAAUUCAACAGUGCCAUCAGAGGGAAGAUUGGUCUGCCUCACAGCAUCAAAUUAAGCAGACGCCGCUCUAGAAGCAAAAGUCCUUUCAGAAAAGACAAAAGCCCUGUUAGAGAACCUAUUGAUAAUCUUACCCCUGAAGAGAGAGAUGCUCGAACAGUGUUCUGCAUGCAGUUGGCUGCAAGAAUUCGACCAAGAGACCUGGAGGAAUUUUUCUCUACAGUAGGGAAGGUUCGUGAUGUGCGAAUGAUUUCAGAUAGAAAUUCCAGACGUUCAAAGGGGAUUGCUUAUGUUGAAUUUGUUGAUGUUAGUUCAGUGCCCCUGGCAAUAGGACUGACUGGACAGAGAGUCCUGGGUGUACCUAUCAUAGUACAGGCAUCACAGGCAGAGAAAAACAGAGCAGCAGCAAUGGCAAACAAUCUGCAGAAGGGCAGUGCUGGUCCUAUGAGGCUCUAUGUGGGAUCAUUACACUUCAAUAUAACUGAAGAUAUGCUUCGAGGAAUCUUCGAGCCAUUUGGCAGGAUUGAAAGUAUUCAGCUCAUGAUGGACAGUGAAACUGGACGCUCAAAAGGAUAUGGAUUCAUUACGUUCUCAGACUCUGAGUGUGCCAAAAAAGCCCUGGAACAACUCAAUGGAUUUGAGCUGGCUGGGAGACCAAUGAAAGUUGGACAUGUAACUGAGCGUACUGAUGCUUCCAGUGCUAGCUCGUUUUUGGACAGUGAUGAGUUGGAACGGACUGGAAUUGAUUUGGGAACAACUGGUCGGCUUCAGUUGAUGGCAAGACUUGCAGAAGGUACUGGUUUGCAGAUUCCUCCAGCUGCACAGCAGGCUCUGCAGAUGAGUGGAUCUUUGGCCUUUGGAGCUGUGACAGAGAAAAUUACUACCAGGAAUUAUGUCAUUGUGGGAGACUUUAACUUCCCCGAUACAGAUUGGAGAAGAAUUGCUAGUAAUAAUGGUGGGGCCCAGAUAUUCCUGGAUGUGAUAUCCGACAAAUUUCUUCAUCAAACACUCACUGACUCAUGAAGAGGGGAUGCUAUUUUAAGCUCAAUUUGGUAAGUAAUGAAGAUGUUACGGAUGAGAAUAGAAAUGACCAUUGACUUGAGGGAUCAUGAGUUGCUCACAUUUAAAUGAAAGGAUACACCAACAGGUCUAGCUGAUGGUUGAAGAAACAAGGCAAUUAAGUCAUCUGGUCUGAGCAACUUGGGUGUUUGAACAGGCAGGAUGUUUUACAUUGCUAAUGCUGUGUUGGAUCUGUAUUCUACAGAAAGAAGAAAAAGUUCUGUUAGUAUGGGCUCCACGCUGAACCUGGGUGAUCAGCUACCUCAAAAGAAAUAAGGAAUGACCACACAGCCUAUGAAGAAUAGGAAAAAUGACUGAUAAUAAAACAAGAUUUUUAGUUUGGGGGGAAACAGACAAAAAGAUAAUUGUCUGCCAACAAUCCGAUUGAGUUAGACCAUUGUUAAAGUCAUGAAAGCAAUAGAUGAAGGUUUACCAACUCUUGAAGAAAAAAGGAAGUGGGACUCAGGUGAAUGAAAAACUACUCCCAAAAUGUUUGUAUGUAUUUAGUUGCCUCAACUUGCAGUGGGGAUACUGGUCAUAAAGUUUAGAAUUUGAGGAAGGUAAGCUAGGAAUAUGUAGUUCAAAAAUAAAAAAGGAAAAUUAUUCCCAAGGUAGAAAGAAAGCUAAAAGUAAGAGGCUAAUGUAAAGAGGUCAGAAAAGUAAAAGUCCCAUGAAAUGAGUGAUGGAAUACAUGUAUAAAACAUGUGGUCUCAUCUCUGGUAUUGUUGAUAAACAUUUUAAGUCCACGAUGUGUACAUAGCUGAAACAUGUGACUAAAUUAGACUUGAAGUACACUUGAAGGAAGAAGAAUGUGGUCUGGCCAGAUUCUGGUCCCGUUACUGAGUAGACUUUGCUCCUUCAGAGGUUAUACUAAAGAUGAGUAAACUGGAGAAUAUUAUGAAAGUAUAGCAUACUGUCAGAAACUGUAUUUAAAGACCAACAGUCAUUGAUUAAAUUGCCUUUCCUUGGCAGAGGAGGAGCAGCUUCUUGCUGAUCUUUAGACUCCUGCCAUUUGGAAGUUAUUAAACUGGAGAAGUGAGUAAUACAGGAAGUACAAGGUGUGUCAGUAAGCUGGCUCAGAGAAAGGACUUUUUUACAGGUGAAAGCUGGGAAAGUUGGAGGCUAUUGUUAAAACCAAAGUUUAGGUGUUGGUCUGGUCUUGAGUAAUAUUUACAUGAAUGAAAAUGGUCAGUAGUAGAAAUGAGGUGAAUAAAUGCGUAGGUGCUGUCGACAAGAAAUUCUUGGGGUGUUGUAUAUUGUUCACCUCUUCAGGGUUAAAUAAAAUUCCAGUCGCAUAGUCUGGGAGCUUAGCAAUGGAAGAAUGGCCAGGGAGGAGAAAAAUAUCUAAAUGCUUCAGUUUAUCAGAGCCAGAACAUGACCUGGCAGCAUGAUAUAUCAUUAAAAUAUUAGGUGUGUUCCUAGAGGCAAGUAGGCCUGAGCAUCUGAGGUGUAAUGUAUACAUCUGCAAAUACUUCUGAUAAUCCAUGUUCAAGAGGGAGUCAAUAAAACUAAAGUAGGGAAGGUAAAGAAUUAGUUCUAGGGGACACCUGAGAAUUUGGCCAUCCAGCAGGAAAAAGAAUUUGAAGCUGAACAGUUGUCGCUGUGUACUCCCUGUUCUUUCUCAACAUAGGAAAUUUAAAAUAAUCAGCCUAUAGAAUAUGCUUCUAAUGUUUUGUGGGACAAAGCAUUCCUUACUUGUGGAAGGAGCUAUCUGUUUAUGGAAAAAAAUUGAUAUGGUGUGCUGUAAAAGAGGAAGAGAUAGCUGUUAUCAUCCUGGACCUCUAUUUGGUCUCUGUUCUAAGAAAUGACUCAAGAUGCUAGGCAGUGUUUGGCAGACUUUGGCUUAUUUAAAGCCAUCUGGAUUUAAAAAUAAACUUUUUAUUUUAAGACACAAAUUACUUUGAUAGAUUUGUCUGUAUUUGUGCUUUCUGUGUACACUAAACAUGUACUCCCAUUGUGCUAAACUUGCUGCUCUUACAGGUGUUACACAAGAAUAUACUGAAAGAGUUACUUUGAUCUGAAUUGGUCAGAUGUAUUAAUUUUAGUUUCUUCAUACUCUUUAAAACUAUGUGUAGGGAAACAUGAAUUGACUAUACAGAGUGACAAUCAAUUUCUUAAUUUUGAGUGAUUUUAGAAGUGAGAGGACAGGACUGUUCUUGAGGCAUGAGCAACAAAAGAAUCCAGUUUGUUGAUAAAAGAUCUGGUGAGCAGCAGGUUAUGUUUCAAAUGUGGUUAAUAAUUAACCUGUGAAACUGUUGCACAAGAUAAUGGUGGCUGACUUUGCUGUGUUUAGAACAGAUCUUGGCUGUGGAUGGAAUUUGCAGUGAUGAUAUGUGCAGGUUUACCAUAUUAGGUGCAGGGAUUUGGCUGUAGAGCCCCAGGCUGACCCACAUAGACGAGUUCUGCUGGACAUGAUGGAUUGGAAUUGCAGCAGGAAAAGUGUCUCUCCUCUAAAUUGAGAGUUCGGAUAUUUGCUGUUUUCUUUAAAAGGCCUUUGUUUUCACAAGAGUCUGAAUAUUAAUUAACUAGGUAAUUAGUUACAGAUUUGGCCAAGACCAUGCCAUUUCUUCAGAGAAUACAGGCUAAGACAGCCUUUGCUGUUGUGAUAUUUCUCAUUCUGUGGAGGUGAGGACUCUGUGGGUUCAGAUCUGGAUGGAAAACAUGCCAAAUAUCACCAGCUCUUUUUACAACACAACCUUCAGAGCUUACUCCUUCCAGCCCUUGCUUUUCAGUAUGGUUCCUGGUACGUGUUCCUUGCAAAACGCUUGGAAAGGCACAUCAGGAAAAUCUAGAGAAAAACAUUUAUUUCUGUUGGUUCUUCAGUGUCGUGGAGGAGGUUUUAUUAGAAAGGGGAAAAGUAUGUUGAUACCUGGUGCCUUCAGGUAUUUCCAGGUAAGCUUGGAAGCUUACUUGGUGCUCAUCACUUUGCUACUCUCUAAAUGAGUGAAUUAAGGCAAUUGUUUGCUCACACCCCUAGUGUCUCUUAAAUGGAACCAUGAUUGAAGGGGCUUAUACUUAGUCUUGAAUUCUGAAGUUUUAUGUUAGCUCAAAGAUGUCAUGUUACUUGGAAAUGGCUAGAAAGUCUGCAUUUGUUUGUUCCCAUCACUUUGGAUUGGGACAAGUGUAUGUUAAACAAGUAAAUCAUGUUUUCUAGGCAAAUCACAUGUUCUGAACACUGGAAAAUGUUUUGAAUUUGAAAAAUACCAAAGCUACUUGUAUCAUUAUGCAAUCUAUAUGAAAGCAAAGCAGACAAAAUAUUGCCUUAUUCUACUUGAAAUGAAAUUUGAUAACUGCUUUAAGAAGGUCAGGUUUGGAUAGCUGUGUGCUUAACUGCUUUCUGGUAGUAAAGAUGUUGGUGGUGACACACACCUCUAAUGCAUGUCAGAAUUGCUGUAAUUAUUUUCUCAUGGAGUAAAACGUGUCUUUUGAAGACAAUCACAGCAAAAGCAAGUUGGGAGUGACACACUGAAUUAAAGUUACAUGGUCAUGUCUGUCCUUUUAAGGUAUUGUUGCUCUUUAAAAUGCUUUGUUGUCACAGAAUCUGUCAAGUACAGAACAUUCUAGUACAGAAGCUGAAGUUAGUGAAACUACUCACAACUAGAGAGGAACAGUGAUACUGAAAUAAGCUCUUAACCACAGAAAAACAAGCUGAACAACCUGGCUGGCAGGUGAUGAUACAGUGAUGCUGGCAAGCGCUCUAAUUAACUUCUCUGUAUUUCU
Melozone crissalis (California towhee) is the source of this 5361-nucleotide messenger RNA. RefSeq names its product RNA binding motif protein 39 (gene RBM39). NCBI's taxonomy places the organism in Eukaryota, Metazoa, Chordata, Aves, Passeriformes, Passerellidae. Gene Ontology annotation, biological process: mRNA processing. The record is from RefSeq and is a predicted model, not a curated record. The coding region runs from base 280 to 1605 and encodes 441 amino acids. Gene Ontology annotation, molecular function: RNA binding. Gene Ontology annotation, cellular component: nucleus. The transcript is spliced from 13 exons.